AUGAUGCUCGCGUGGCCCACAAAGGACUAUGAGCCGCUCCGAAAUAAAAGCUUCGCAUAUCAUACACUCUGUUCGUUCCACAAAAACCAGCAAUCACAACCUCAGCAAGCUGCGUCAUCAUCGAGCUACAGUGGUCGUCAUCCGCGUGCUGGAUGGAGUCCCUAUGGCACAAGAGGGUCUCAGCGACGGCCUGCAGCGCAUAGAAACCGCACCUUGAUUCUGAACAAUGCUCCUGGUGCUUCGCGCGAAUCGUCGCAAACACCGGCCGCUUCCGAUGCAAACGAAAACCCCGCUUCGAAUAAUGGGUGGGUUGCAAAACGCGAUCGCCACAUGCAACUAAUAAAUUCGGCUAUUUAUGACAAGGAAGCACAGGCUCGAACAAAGGCGAUUGCAGCAACUCAAAAGGGCAAGCAAGAGAGGAGGGGCAAGGCCGAGGAAGCCAAGGUUUUGAGAUAUGCUCAGGGGUCACGAAACCCACACGUGGAGGCUACUGCCGCUUCUGCUCCAGGAGGCGUGUCAAACUUUGCCUCGUAUCAGGUCUUCAUACACGAUAUUCCUUUCCAAGUGGCACAGGGCGGAAGCAAGCUCAUCAGACAAUCCAGUGCGACUCUCGCUUCCUGUACAAGUAUCGGAACUGGCUUACGAGGAUUAGAUGAUCAAAAAGAUGCGGACAAAACACCCAAAAAGGUUGCUGUUGGAGGCGUCACUUUCGUUCGCAGCAAGAACGGCAAUCUCCACCGCUUAGGUGCGGUCAUGAAUAAAAGGAAACCAAGCAAAAUCAAGAAAAGAGAUGAACUGUGCAAGCGAUUCUCUCGAACGGGAACUUGCUACAAGGGACCGACAUGCUCCUAUAUUCAUGAUCCGAACAAAGUUGCAAUGUGCAAAGAGUUUCUACAAACUGGUAAAUGCCAUGCGGGAGAUAGCUGCGACCUCUCACAUGAGCCAAAUCCCCAUAGAUCCCCUGUUUGCGUGCAUUUCCUCCGCGGUCGCUGCUCAAACCCGGCAUGUCGCUACGCGCACGUCCGAGUCACUCCCGGCGCGCCGGUAUGCCGUGCAUUUGGCAUCCUUGGGUAUUGCGAAAAAGGAGAGGAAUGUACAGACCGGCACGUCUACGAAUGUCCAGAUUACGCCAACACUGGAAGCUGCAAGAAGACGAAAUGCACCUUGCCCCAUGUUGACCGUGCAGGACAGAUUCGAAAGGCAGCCGUGAACAAGACAGAGAAGUCUGUGUCAGACGAGGAUGACGAAGACGUUUCCAGCGAUGAAGAGGAACACGAAGAAAUUGACUCGGAUGAUGUUGAUUCGGACGAGUUGGACUCUGAUGAUGAAGAACCGGUAGAGAUGGUUGAAGGUGGCCAGGGGGGGCUUUCGGGGCAGCAGGACUUUGUCCAUAUCUGA
Molecule: messenger RNA, 1398 nt
Organism: Talaromyces rugulosus
Lineage: Eukaryota; Fungi; Ascomycota; Eurotiomycetes; Eurotiales; Trichocomaceae
Exons: 4
Coding region: 1-1398 (465 amino acids)
Cellular component (GO): nucleus
Molecular function (GO): metal ion binding
Source: RefSeq, a predicted model, not a curated record